AAGCUAGUUGCAUUUCCCUCAUAUUUACGCACUCGCGAGAAAGACUUUAAAUCAGUUUAAUUAAAGAUUUUAAGGAGUUAAGAACGAAUUUAAAGGUUUAUUGACAUUUUUCACAACUCGAAAUUCAUUAAUUUAUAUGAUUUCGAAGAGAAUGUUGAGAAUACAGCAGAGGAGCUUUCUAAAAUUGAUUUCAAGCAGAUCAUUGUCAUCUAGCUUAAAUCCAGACUUUAGUUCAAAUACAACACAAGAAUCGCGAGCACAGCAAAUAGUUAAUGCUGAAAUAAAGAGCGGAAUUAAUCCAGUGCCCGUUUUCAAGAGGGCAGUUCUGAACAAUUCGAAAAUUGCCAUAAAAGAUGCAAUAAAUGGCGAGAAAACAUAUACGGAACUACUCACUGGAUCUUACAAAUUAUCAACACAAAUUUCCGACAUUUGCGAAAAAGAGUCACUCUCGCGAGUUGCUUUUCUCUGUAAUAAUGACAUAUCAUACACUAUUUCACAAUGGGCAACUUGGAUUUCCGGACAAAUUGCGGUUCCAUUAUGCAAAUCACAUCCAUCCGAAUUGUUGGAAUUUUACAUAAACGAUUCUCAAUCAAAUCUCAUUGUCACAACUCCUGAAUUUGAGGAACGAUUAAAGCCAAUUGCUGAGAAAUUAAAGAAGCCAUUAAAAAUUAUCGAACAAAGCUCCUUAUUGGAUCAAGAAGCUAUUAGUAUUGAUGAGGAUACAAUUAUUGACAACAUCCCGAAAGGCUCGUUUUACAAAAAAUCUCCAGCAAUGAUUGUCUACACAAGUGGAACUACUUCACGACCAAAAGGUGUAAUGAUAUCAUAUUCAAGUCUAGAAGCUCAAAUUGCAAGUUUAAAGCAUGCAUGGAAUAUCCAGCCAAACGACACAAUUCUUCACUCACUUCCAUUGCAUCACGUUCAUGGUGUGAUAAAUGCAUUAUUAGUUCCACUUAGUGCUGGCAGUCGAGUAACAAUGCUUCCAAAAUUCGAUCCUGACAAUGUAUGGACUAAUCUGCUUAAUAUUAAUAUGCCACAAAAAGAUCGAGUGACUGUUUAUAUGGGAGUUCCAACAAGCUAUUCCUAUUUAAUCCAAGAAUAUGACAAAUUAUUCAGCAAAUCGACACAGAUGAAGGAAUACAUUCGAACUCAUUGUCAGAACAAAAUUCGCUUAAUGGUUUCAGGCAGUGCACCACUUCCACAGACAAUUUUCCAACGCUGGAAGGAUAUUACUGGACAUAAGCUGUUAGAACGAUAUGGAAUGACUGAAAUUGGAAUGUGUUUAAGUAACACAUUAAAAGAGAAUAAGGAACGAUCAAGACUUCCAGGAUUCGUUGGACAGCCACUUCCAGGCGUGAAUGUGAGAAUUGUUAAUCCAGACAUUGAAAACGAUGUUCUGCUUGAAGCUAAAGGUGAUUUUAAUAAAGGCGUUUGGUCACAGACCGAUGAAGAAGAAAAGGCUGUACUAAAAAUAAAACCAGGUCUAGCCAGUGAUGCAGAAAUAAUUGGAAGUUUAGAAGUUAAAGGACCAAGUGUAUUUGAAGAAUAUUGGGAUAGACCGAAAGAAACACAGAGUGCAUUUAGAGAUGAUGGAUGGUUUAUUACAGGAGAUUCAGUUUGUUAUGAUCCAACAGUUAAUAGCUUUAAAAUUAUGGGCAGAAAUUCAGUAGACAUUAUUAAAUCUCGUGGAUAUAAAAUAUCAGCAUUAGAAAUAGAAACAAAAUUAUUAGAGAAUCCAUUAGUUGAAGAUUGUGCAGUUAUUGGCGUAGCUGACGAAGUUCUAGGUCAAAAAGUCGUUGCACUUGUCGUCUAUCGUGAAAUCAAGCCAGAUGCCAAAAAUGGAAAUGGAACACAACAGCCACAAACAGAUAAAUCAUUAGCUCUCAAAAAGUGGUGCGAGAGUAAGUUUGCUUCAUAUUGCAUGCCAAGCAUAACAGUUGUGAACAAAAUUCCACGAAAUCAAAUGGGAAAAGUGAACAAAGUAGAUCUUUUGGAGGACUUUGUUAAGGCCACGACAACACCAGUCAAAUAAAUGUGUAUUUUGCAUCCAUGCGACUUUUAUAUAUUAUUUUUAUAAAUUUACUGUUCCUCGGUACCGAGAACUUACUUCCAUCAUUCUGUCGAUAUAUUUGCAAACAAUGUGUUCACUAUUGUGGAAGUAAUUUCACGGUUAACUAGUCAGUGUAAGGAUUUAUUCUUAUUUCAUGACUCAUAAUAAUUUAGAGACAUAAAAUAACAUUAAUUGGAGAUUUUUGAAGUAGCUCCGAGCAUUUUUUCGUUACUGAAACAAAAAUUUCAUAUUUUCAUUGAUAAUUAUCGCUAGUUGUAUGUUUACAAACUAUUAUUUUUUUUUUCGAUUGUUGAUAGUGAUUUGAUAAACCUGAUAAGC
Molecule: messenger RNA, 2389 nt
Organism: Chironomus riparius
Lineage: Eukaryota; Metazoa; Arthropoda; Insecta; Diptera; Chironomidae
Source: the annotation of a GenBank genome assembly